CUGCUUGGACCGGUUGGUACAAUACGCUCAUAUCCUAUAAACAACAAUACAAUAAUGCCGUCUGGUAUUAUAGACGUACUGGUCAAUAUCAAAAUAAUUCUACACAACUCUUACAAAAUAUUAAUAACCUAAAAACACUUUAUGAAAAAGCUAAAUUAGAAACAGAAAAAGCUAAAAAAGAAUACGAAGAUAUGAAGAAAAAAUAUGAACAAGAAAAAAAACUACAUGGUGAAACUAAAAAAAAAUUAGAAGAAGAAAUAAAAAAACAUGAAGAAACUAAAAAAUUACUCAAAAAAGAAAAAGAAAAAACGAAACAACUCGAAAAAACCAUCGAACAAUUAGAAAAAAAACACAAAAUUGAAAUCAACGAUCUUGAAAACAAACUCAAAGAAAAAGAUGCUAAAAUUAUAGAAUUACAAAAUGAAAAUACAAGGUUACGAACAAUGUACGAUCAACAAAAAAUACUGUUAGAUAAACUUAAAACCGAUACUGAAGAAAUGGAAAAACUUAAAGCCGAUAGUAUCAAAUUUCAACUUGAUAUUACAAAAUUAAAUACUGAAUUAACUAAUACUACAAAUCAAC
Messenger RNA from Racocetra persica, 582 nucleotides. NCBI's taxonomy places the organism in Eukaryota, Fungi, Glomeromycota, Glomeromycetes, Diversisporales, Gigasporaceae. The record is from the annotation of a GenBank genome assembly.